Molecule: messenger RNA, 837 nt
Organism: Notodromas monacha
Lineage: Eukaryota; Metazoa; Arthropoda; Ostracoda; Podocopida; Cyprididae
Source: the annotation of a GenBank genome assembly
AUGCCGAAAACCACCCCAGAUAUUAAAGUUCAGGCAGUCAAACGCUUAGGCGGUGAAGUGGUUCUCCACGGUGACUCUUUUGAUGUUGCAAACAAAUACGCAAUUCAACGUGCCGCAGAAGACGGUAUGAGCUUUAUUCCACCCUAUGACGAUGAACUGGUCAUGGCAGGUCAAGGCACGAUUGGCAAUGAAAUUUUGCGUCAAUGGCGCGAUAUUGAUUAUGUCUUCGUGGCUGUGGGUGGUGGCGGUUUAAUUGCUGGUGUUGCCGCUUACUUAGGUGAUGUUGCACCGCACGUCAAAGUGAUUCCUGUUGAAUACGAUGAAUCUGCUUGCUUAAAAGCUGCAUUUGAAGCGGGUGAACGUGUAGUACUGCCUCAAGUCGGACUAUUCGCCGAUGGUACGGCUGUCGCGCAAAUUGGCGAAAAACCAUUUGAAGUGAUUCAACUGCAAAAAUCAGAUAACUCUGGCCCAAUCGUUGAACGUGAAGUAGUUUUAGUCAAUACCGACGAAAUUUGUGCGGCAAUUAAAGAUACCUAUGAUGAAUGUCGUAGUAUUGUUGAACCGUCGGGUGCAAUGGCUUUAGCUGGCAUUAAAAAAUAUGUUGAAGCCCAUGAGCUGAUUGGCAAAAACAUCGUCUCUAUUGUUUGCGGUGCAAACAUGAACUUUGACCGUUUGCGCUAUAUUGCAGAACGUACUGAAUUAGGUGAACGCAAAGAAGCUAUUUUUGCUGUGACCAUUCCAGAGAAAAAAGGUUCAUUCCUGAAUUUCUGUCGUGCGUUACAAGGUCGCAACAUCACCGAAUUUAACUACCGUGCGAGCGAUGCCAGUGCAGCACAA